AUGGACGCCUCUCCUGUCCUCGACUACGGCCUUCAGUACCAGUGGUUCUCCGACUCGGACUUUUCCGGCGUCUCCUCCACGGACACCCUCUCCCCGGUUAACUCCAUGGACUUCAGCUUUUCCCCUUCCUACCAGCAGCCGCCUCGCUGCGACCCAGAGGCGACCGAGACCGGAUACACCCAGACUAUGAAGCCCUCUUCCCGUUCCGGGUCGGGCCGGAAGACGGGCCGGGCGGCGAGGACCCGCAGCAAGCAGCGGGAGAGCGCCAGCGAGAAGGAGAAGCUGAGGAUGAGGGACCUGACCAAGGCUCUUCACCACCUGCGCUCCUACCUGCCGCCCUCGGUGGCCCCCACGGGUCAGACCCUGACCAAGAUCAAGACCCUGCGCCUGGCCAUCCGCUACAUCUCCUUCCUGUCGGCCCAGCUGGGCCUCAGCGAGGAGGUUCUGUUCCAGAGGAGGGAGCAAGGAGACACCUCCACCAGCGAGGCCUCCUCGCCUGACAUCCUGGCCUACUUCCAGCAUGGAGCCCGUGCGGUCCAAUCGAGCCCGCUGCAAAGCCAGAACCUCAACCAGAACCAGAACCAAGGCCUGUACUCCCCUGAGAGUCAGGCUGGAGUGUUGCAUUCUGGGAAUUGUAGUUUUGGAUUGAACAGUGCCCCUCAGAGGGAACCUAUGUUGCCUCCGGGAUCAUCAUCUUCUCAGAUGUACACCAACGACUACUGCAUCCCGCUGGUGCCGAGACAAUACUGGGCUUAA
Messenger RNA from Nerophis lumbriciformis (worm pipefish), 756 nucleotides. RefSeq lists its product as uncharacterized. Gene Ontology annotation, molecular function: RNA polymerase II cis-regulatory region sequence-specific DNA binding; DNA-binding transcription factor activity, RNA polymerase II-specific; protein dimerization activity. NCBI's taxonomy places the organism in Eukaryota, Metazoa, Chordata, Actinopteri, Syngnathiformes, Syngnathidae. Gene Ontology annotation, cellular component: nucleus. Gene Ontology annotation, biological process: mesoderm formation; somite rostral/caudal axis specification; regulation of transcription by RNA polymerase II. The record is from RefSeq and is a predicted model, not a curated record.